Molecule: messenger RNA, 2387 nt
Organism: Boleophthalmus pectinirostris (great blue-spotted mudskipper)
Lineage: Eukaryota; Metazoa; Chordata; Actinopteri; Gobiiformes; Gobiidae
Gene: setd4
Product: SET domain containing 4
Exons: 13
Coding region: 257-1561 (434 amino acids)
Biological process (GO): peptidyl-lysine dimethylation; positive regulation of transcription by RNA polymerase II; peptidyl-lysine trimethylation
Molecular function (GO): histone H3K4 methyltransferase activity; histone H3K36 methyltransferase activity; transcription coactivator activity
Source: RefSeq, a predicted model, not a curated record
UGUGCGCAGGACCGGAAUGACAAAACAAACACGUGUGCCGUGCGAUCAUGUCGGGUCAUCUUAUGUAUCAGGAUCGUGGAUCUAUGUUCGGGACAGCGAUCAUGGAUAACAGCGGCCCAAAUCCAUGGGUUUAUUAAAGCCCACAUCCCGCCCAGAAAUGUAUUAUUCUCCGGGAAAAUGAAAAUUAAUUAAAUUAAUAACAUUCGUGGACAGGUUCCGCUAAAGGCAGCCCCACAGUAUUUAAGGAGGUUUAGCAAUGAAGAAAAGGAGACGACCUGGACGAGUGGCCCGGAAAAGGAGGAGAAAGUGUGGUAUGAGAGUGCAGUCAGUUUCGCUGUGUCACCAGGCCUCAUAUGUGCGGCUCAUUAGGUUCCUUAAACAAAGGGGUUUUGCAUCAACCAUUCUGCUACCAGCGCAAUUCACAGAUACAGGCAGAGGACUGCAGACUCUCAAAACAGUAAAGCCUGGCCAGCUGCUUAUAUCUUUGCCCCAAGCAUGUCUCCUGACAACGACUACUGUUCUCAACAGCUAUUUGGGGCCUCUGAUAAAAGGGUGGAUGCCCCACCCCUCCCCUCUCCUGGUGCUAUGUGUGUUCCUGGUGUUGGAGCGGCAUAGAGUUCCACUCUCUGAGUGGUAUCCAUAUAUUGAUGUGCUGCCCACAACUUACACCUGCCCUGUCUACUUUGCUGAUGAUGUUAUUGCACUUUUACCAAAGGUUGUUCAGAGACAUGCUUUAGAGCAGAGAGCAUCUGUACAAGAACUACACUCUUCAAAUCAAGACUUUUUCCGGUGGCUGCAGCCUCUUGUGAUUGAGCCAGUGGAGGAGGUGUUUACAUAUGAAGCUUUGAGGUGGGCCUGGUGUACUGUCAACACUCGCUCAGUGUUCAUGGCUCACUCACCCAGCCAGUUCCUCUCUGGGCAGGAUGUAUGCGCUCUAGCACCCUUUCUUGACCUGCUCAACCAUCGCCCUGAUGUUCAGGUCUCAGCUAAUUUCAACAGUGACACAAGAUGUUAUGAAAUCCAUAGUGUUUCUGGCAUUGACCGGUAUCAACAGGCCUUCAUCAACUAUGGCAGCCAUGAUAACCAGCGCCUCCUGGUGGAGUAUGGUUUUGUAGCAACUAAUAACCCCCACAGCGUUGUGUAUUUGGACAAGGACAUUCUAUGUAAAGUUUUACAAGGAGACAGCAAUUUGCAACAAAAGAUUAAAUUCCUCAGUCAAAACGAACUUCUUAGUAACCUAACACUCUCCAGUGAAGGUCCAGGAUGGAGGCUCCAGACUGUGGUUCGAGUUCUGUCUCUACCGCAAACACAGUUUGGUCUUUGGAAGGCUGUGCUGCUUGGACAGAGACUUUGUGAGGAGAAGGAAAGGUGGUGCACCCAAACCAUUCGAACUCUGUGUGUCCAUAGACUGCAGGACACUGACACAGCUCUGGAAAAGAUCUCCAAGCUGCAGCAGCAAUGUGACGCAUCUGUGACUGAACAAUUGGAUGUUGUCAUGGCUUUACGGCAAGAGGAGAGGAUAAUUCUGGGAAAGUGUCUUGAAAUACUUACUGAUUCAUGACCUUUUUUUCAUCAUGAGAUUUUUAAACUCUUAUAACAUCUGACUCUUAUAAAAAGCAAAAUGUUUAAAAAGUUAUCUGAUGAAGAUGAUGAAGUUUUAUCUCUGAAGCAGUGAAUAUUUUGAAGGUACACAUUCAAGAAAGUCACCAGAAGAUAUGGACGUGUUGAAAUAUUGAAAUAUAAUAUGGCAGUCAUGUCUCAGGAGAAUAGAUGUUAAUAUUAAUGCUGAUACUGAGAUGUACAAAAUGUAUUUAUUUUAAUUAUGUAAAUGGCAGGAAGAAUGUCAACAAAAAAACUGCUCUGAAGAUUUGCAAACUUUUUUAUUUACAUCUCUAAUGCCACAUUUUAGUGCAGGACAUGCAGCCCCUAUAAAAGUGUAAAAUUAGUCCUCAGCUGUGAGUUUCACCACAGCCUUUCUCUUUGGAUGAUGCUGGAUGUUUUCCAUGGCAACAGUGGCUUCGUACAGUGGUAAUGCCUCUUCUGGCUGCGGUCUGGAAAGAAAUGACAGAAAUAGACUGUGAGCUGUAGUCUAAUCUGGACCAAUUUUUGUCUUGCUGAAUUGGCCGAAAUUAUCAGAGAGAGCAUGUUUUUUAGUGCAAAUUUAAGUAUUUCUACCACUAUUACCUCAAUAACAUCUAAUGGCAAAGUUUUAUAAAGAUGUGGUGUAAAUGUUAUUUUAAAAUUAUGACACUGUAUUUGAUCCAUAUUUUAAAUUGAAAAGAGUAUGUUUUAGCAGUAUUUGGUCAAAUAACACAAUAAACUUCUACAAUACGCACAACUGUAAACUACAGCUGUGAUUCUGCAACAUAAAAUAAUUAGCACAUCUA